Messenger RNA from Saccharomyces eubayanus, 1026 nucleotides. It is a transcript of the gene ISF1, whose product is annotated as Isf1p. The record is from RefSeq and is a predicted model, not a curated record. Lineage: Eukaryota; Fungi; Ascomycota; Saccharomycetes; Saccharomycetales; Saccharomycetaceae. The coding region runs from base 1 to 1026 and encodes 341 amino acids. The transcript has a single exon.
AUGAUAGCUUCUGAAAUUUUCGAAAGAGAUGUGCAAGAUCCAUUUUGUCAAGGUUGUGAUUAUGAGGACGAAACAGUGGUACCAAACUUUUUAGGUUCAAACGAUUUUGUAAACUCUAAAUUAGCUUCCUUUAGUUUCGAAAACUCUUUAAAGAAUAACUACUCUCGUAACAACAGCAGUAAUAAUUCGAACAGACAUAACAGUUUCCCCCAUAUCAUUGGUCAUCAUUUGAGAAAAAUCAAAACUGCUCCACAUCAUCUAUCUAGUUUCAUCCCGCCAACUUCAGCAAACACUUCCAAUGAAACAAUUCGUCCCGCUCCAAGAAGAGUAAGAGCAAAUAGCAGUACUCUUAUUCACCAACUGUGUAGACAGUCAACCAGACAGUCUUCCUUAGGUGACACAGCAAAUACCUGUAUUGAACAUAAACGCUCAAAGCCUAGGUCCAGACACUCGUCCUGCUACGGUAUACCAACACAUCUUUACGGGUUAGAAAAGUACGUUUCGUCUGAAUUGGAUUCGUUGGCAGCAAACAACGAUCAGCCAAAUGAUACUACUCUCCCAUCAGCAUCUGCUUCGACCUCGACCUCGAACUCAAAUUCGUAUUUGAAUCUCAAUUCCAACUGGAAUGUAAACCCUGUUUCCAACUCUACCGCAUGCCCAUCGUCUAAUCUUCCCAAUGAAAAAACUAAUCGAUUAAAAUUGAUUUCUCAUGGAAAAAUACCAUCAAAUAACAUCGCAAGCCAUAGCGGAAACUUCGCCCAUUAUUCUAAAGAACGCACGGCAGCUAAUUUGAGAAGAGAAUCCUCUUCGAUGCUUUCGUCCGGCUCCUCUUCAUCUCCCUUGCAGACAAGAAAUAAUUCGUAUUCUAACUCUUUGGUAAAAUCGUCUUCCAAUAGUUCUUUGAAUACUAGUGUAGCUUCUUCUACAGACGAACCUCUUCCACAAGCCUCCACAUGUGUGGAGGAUAGGAAACCAGGAAGGACAUCAUUCAUAAAAUUAUCAUUAGCAAAUUCCUUUUCUAAUUAA